UGUAGUCAGUCAGUAUUUCGUCACAAUAUGGCGACACACGCAGAUACCAGGGUCGAUUUAAAUACUGAAAACAUUCAGUGUUGUGGUCGAAUAAUGGAGGCAGCGGGGGCAUGCGGGGUCGUAGAGGUGCCCGCUUCACGUGGACUCGUCGAAGGUAGCAGCUCUCCUCCAAACUCCGAAAGUCCGGAAGGAUUUGGAGAUUUGACCAACAGCUGCUGCAUACAAGAAGAGAGGGGCGAGACGCCUGGACGCGAGGACUGUCAGAUGGACCCCCGUGUCGGUGAGAUGGACAGGGCAUCGGAGAAACCCGUGGACAGGAAAGGACUGGGGAAGGAAGUGUUGCUGUUAAUGCAAGCCCUCAACACCUUGUCCACCCCCGAGGAGAAACUAGCUGCCUUGUGUAAGAUGUAUGCUGAUCUGCUGGAGGAGAGCCGCAGCAUGCAGAAGCAGAUGAAGGUGCUGCAGAAGAAACAGUCUCAGCUGGCCAAGGAGAAGACGCACCUGCAGGGGGAGCACAGCAAGGCCAUCCUGGCACGCAGCAAGCUGGAGAGCCUCUGCAGAGAACUGCAGCGACACAACAAGACACUCAAGGAGGAGAACGCGCGGAGCUCGCGUGAGUACGAGGAGCAGCGCAAGGAGGCCACGCUGCACUUCCAGGUGACACUGAAGGAGAUCGAGAGCCAGCUGGAGCAGCACCGGCUGCACAACCGCAAGCUGCGGCAGGAGAACAUGGAGCUGGCCGCCAAGCUCAACAAGAUCAUCGAGCAGUACGAACUACGCGAAGAGGUGAGGGAGACUACUGAACGUAUGUGUCUGCAGCACAUUGACAAGGUGUUCAAGCACAAGGAGCUUCAGCAGCAGCUGGUGGAUGCCAACCUGAAGCGCACAGCGGAGCUGAUGAAGCAGGUGGAGGACCGCCAGCAGCGGGAGAUAGACCUGCUUUUGAAAGACGCCACAGAGACGAGACACAAAUGUGAAAUUUUGAAGGAGCAGGAGAUUCAGCUGAAGCAUCAGCUUUCUCAGUACAUGGACAAGUUUGAAGAGUUUCAGAUAACACUGGCCAAAAGUAACGAGGUGUUCUCCACGUUUCGGCAGGAGAUGGAGAAGAUGACCAAGAAGAUAAAGAAGCUGGAGAAGGAGACGACGUUGUGGCGGACCAAGUGGGAGACCAACAACCAGGCACUGCUGCAGAUGGCAGAGGAGAAAACGCUGCGGGACAAGCACUUCAAGGCGCAGCAAGGCAAGGUGGAGCGUCUGGAGAAGCUGUGCCGGGCGCUGCAGAAGGAACGCACCGAGCUCAACCAGAAGCUCAGCUCCAUGCAGGGCGGGGACCCGGUGUACGACGAGUCAACAGAGGAGGAGGUGGAGGACCAGGAGGGGGCCCAUGACACGGGGACGGGGAUGGGGCCUCCUCCACCCAACCCCCCACAAUCCCCCACGGAGGAGAUGGAGGACGAGGAGGGAUCCCAGAGUCGCUCGUCCCCCGAGCCAGAAGCAGAGACCAGAGCAGUGGAGCCGGUUGAGCCGGUGUCUGGGACAGAAGACCCUGGCAUCCAGCCUGAUGAUGGAGAGCCUUCCUCCACCUCCACCGCCACAGCAGCCUCCACUGAAAGCCCUGACGACUGAGCCAGGCCUCUUUGUAGGGGCCGCUUGCCUUUUUUUUUUUUUUUUGGUUGUUUUCUUUAGAUUUUUUUUUUGUUGUUUCUUUUUUUUUGUGGAGGUAUAUAUUUUUGUGUAAUAGUUAUAAAAAACGAUUUGAGAUUAAGAGAUUUGCAUUGGCGUUUAGUUUAGGUAUAACUUUUUUGCUCUGUACAUUGGGGUUAUAUAGUAGGCUUUGGUGGUGAGCACUUCCCUUUGAUUCUUUUUCCCCAUUUACCACAUAUGUAUUUUCCAAGGAAAUGUCAUGUGGUCAAAGUUGGCUGUCAUGCAGCAGCUUUAGAUUUGUUUUUCUUAAACUGUUUUUUUCCUCCCUUGUUUCUGCUUAUCUGUGGGGCCAUUUAUUUUUGUUUGUUAUCCCUCCCGCUCCCCUUCUGUUCUCCAUCUAAAAGAUGUAGCUCUUGACUCUGACCUUUUGCAAUCAGAAUAAAUAUUCCAGAAGCAUAUUAUGUCUAAAAAACCCCCAAAAACAAUUAUUUUUGUCGACGCAGUGGAGCCUAGUGGAACUGAUUUUAACAGGUAGCCCUCUUGUCGAUACUAAUCCGCGUCUCCCUCUUUCCCUACACUUCACACAUGCCUGGGCAUUAUGAGAUGAAAAUGGAAGAAGAAAUCAAACAUGUUUUUAGUAUAAUAGGCUUCAGAGAUCACACAAAACUUAAACUGACUGUAGAUGCAAAUUUCAAAUUGGCUUCGACUUCAUAGCCAUUUUUUCCCGGUUUAUUUUGGUUUUCCAAAAAAUAGGGGAGCAUCUGUUGAUUCCUGAAACUAGUGAUUUUGUUUCUGUGCAUCAUCACGGAUAACUUGAGUCCAAGGGCUAGUUUGACCAGGCUGCUAUCCAUGUGUCCAUGUGUCGUGUCAUUUGUAUGCGUUUUGGCUUUUGGUGUACUUGGAUGCUGUGUAGAUGUUGAGUUGAGCAUUUAAAAGUCAACACUUGGGACGUGACGUAGUUAUAUCCCAUGUAGUGAGGUUUUGAGGUCAAAAUGUGUGAGGACCAAACUCUAACAACAUUCUAAUUAAGGCAUAAACCAACGUUCCAAUUUGAGGAUUAACUGUUUCAGAUACACUUGCAAAUAGCAGAUUGCUAGGAAAGUAAUAUGGAGGUUGGAGGUUUACUACCUACUCUGGAGGGGCAAAGCCUGCUCUCUGGCAUACCCACGUUUCCAGCUUGUGAAGCAUGUAGGGUGAAUAGAAUAGAUUCUGGUGACUUCCAUGGCUAUUGUUUUGUCUUUUGUCUAGUACAGGCAUGGCGUGAACGUAUGCUUGUGCAUUCGCCACUGUUGCACUGCUAGAUCAGAGUCAACUGACCAAGCUUUUGUGAACCAUAAAAAAUUAUGUCUCAUGUAAUUUGAUAUUGAUCAUGCUAUUUUUUUUGUUUUCUUUUUGGCUGGAAGCAGAGUCACCAAGAGUUAGUUUUGAGUUGAUUGGCAUAUGGGGCCUUGACACCUUUUGGUGCUCCCUACUGGAAAUGCAGAAUGUGUUUUCUUUCCUUUAAAAAAAAAAAAAAACUGCAGUGAACAUAAAUACAAACGUGUACUUCAUGCUUCACAGCUCAAUGCUGAUGUUCAGUGGAGCGGCAGCCAUUUUAGAGUUGCUAUGUGAAAACAAGAAAAAAAAAGAGAAAAAAGUGGAGUACUGAACUUUCAAAUGAAUGUAGAUUCUCACCCUUGUUGCCAAAUGGCCUUAAAGCCCUACCAGUGUCUCUCGACUAAAACGGAAAGAAAACAGGGUUUUUAAUUAACCAUGUCAUGCUCUCUCAGGUCUGAAUUCAGUGGCACACACACAUGCUUAGUUCUGGAUACAAUUCAGAGUCCUUAAAGUAUGUCAUUGUUUUAGUAGCUUCUUUACAGAAUUUAUGCUGCCCAUUCAUUAGUGUUUUUCCCUGUAUAUUUACCACCACCAUCAAUUUGCAAGAUUUCAUUAUGAUUUGGAAAUGCACAAUAUUCAUAUGUUAAGGGUGGAUCUUCUCCAUGUCCGCAAACAUUAAAGGACAUCUUUGGCUGUAAAACCCAGCGUACCUUCACUUUGAUCAGCUUUGAAAAUAUUAGUGUAUUACUUAGGAAAUUCUCGUGAAAUUACGAAAGUUGUGAAUGGGCAGCAUAUAUUUUGAAAACCAAUGACUCCAAUUACACGCACUACCUUUAAAACAGCCGCGAGACAUUCAUUAUUAUUCCUACAAGUCGGUUCCAUUCAUUGACAUUCCAGGCCGUUAUUUCACAUGUGGCUGCAUUAGUGCCAAAUCUGGUUUAAGGGACAGACCACCAAUCUUGGAAAUAUGCUCCUUUUACACUUCCCGUCAAGUUAAAUACAGUUUUACCUUCCUCCUGUUCUAGCUGUUCUCCGAUUGUGGUGAUAUCACUUCUGAGCAUGGAUCAUUGAACGGAAUGGGACCAAGUUUGGUACCAUCCAGCUCACUGAUACUUGCUCAGAAGUAAUUUCACCAGACUUAGAAUGGUCUGAAGAACAUGAGAAAUGUAAAACACAAUUAUUUAAUUUGAGAGGUGUAAAAUGAGCGCAUUUCUAAAAUAUGGUGGGACUGUUCCUUUAACCCAGGACAUGCUAACCCACCCCCCUUGAUGAUCCUUCUGUCCUUGCUCUACUUACUAGAAUUAGGUUUUUCCACAGAAGGUCCAAUGGGGCACCUAAGUCAUGCCCUCUACUUCCUGGUUCAUGGGGCAGUAAGUUGCAAAAAAUUUAAUGGAAGUGAACGAGGCGAGUCGUGAUGGAUUUGUGGUGCAUAGGUGGAGGUCUAAGGCUUGGAUUGUUGUCGAAAAACCACUCAUUUCAAGCCCAGUAAUUAUUUUUUGACUCCCUCUGCCCCAUGAACCAGGAAGUAGAGGGAGUGACUUAGGUGCCCCAUGGGUGAAGGUUGGCUGUCUUUUCUGAGUAAAGUUGCUACAUCCUGAGUUUGACUUCUCUUAAAGCAUGAAGUAUACUUGCAGAAGUAUACUUGCUCUGAAAAAGCCUGAGCAGACCUAUAAUGGGCAUGUAUUGGUUGACACCAAGAGGGCUGAAGGGCUAAACCGUUUUUGUAUGUAUAAAUUCAGCCGUGUACCUAGGUAAUUUUGAGAUGCUUCUACAUUGCAAAACUCAUGACCAAAGGCAAAACGGAAGGAUUUAAAAAAAAAAAAUAAAAAAAAAUGGAUCAUUAAAACCUUCAACCAGCCUGACUUGUAUUGUGAACUUGUCAACUUAUACGUAAGUAGAACUUCAAACCAGCCUGAAUUUUUAGCAACAGAAAACACUUGACAUUUUUUUCUUCAUUUGCGUCUUUCAUUAGAAAUGUGAAUGUGCUUAUAGAUUGUGAAAUGAAGCGGUUAUUGUCCACUUUUUUUUCCUUCUUCAUUCAAUACGCACAGUAACAUCUGAGCAACUUCUGGAGGUGUAUUUGAGGUUGUUCCCGGCGUAUGCAUUGUUCAUUGAGUGAGUGAUGUUUUGAUGUCGACAGGCCCUUGGUUGGUUGAACGUGAUUUGACUGGUGCUUGGGGACAGUUCUGAAAAAAAACACUUCCUUUCUUUGGCAAUGCCUCAGUUUUGAUUCUCAGGUUAUGCAAGAAAUCUACCUCCGCGGGUGAGUCUUGCUGUGAAAGAGGCUAGAAUCCACAAUGCUUUGAAAAGCUUUAUUAUUCCUCCUUUACGCCACCUUCCCCCCCAAAAAAGCUGAGCUUAUGUUUCCCUGAGAUUGUACACAAAUGUUAUUGUCCUGUCUUGCUUUUCAAUAAACAUUUUGUAGAAUUUUCCAAACUA
Engraulis encrasicolus (European anchovy) is the source of this 5400-nucleotide messenger RNA. RefSeq names its product taxilin gamma (gene txlng). Gene Ontology annotation, biological process: regulation of cell cycle. NCBI's taxonomy places the organism in Eukaryota, Metazoa, Chordata, Actinopteri, Clupeiformes, Engraulidae. Bases 28 to 1626 code for a protein of 532 amino acids. The record is from RefSeq and is a predicted model, not a curated record. The transcript is spliced from 10 exons. Gene Ontology annotation, molecular function: syntaxin binding.